Vitis vinifera (wine grape) is the source of this 642-nucleotide messenger RNA. RefSeq names its product G-type lectin S-receptor-like serine/threonine-protein kinase SD2-5. Bases 1 to 642 code for a protein of 213 amino acids. Lineage: Eukaryota; Viridiplantae; Streptophyta; Magnoliopsida; Vitales; Vitaceae. The transcript has 2 exons. Gene Ontology annotation, molecular function: ATP binding; protein kinase activity. The record is from RefSeq and is a predicted model, not a curated record. Gene Ontology annotation, biological process: protein phosphorylation.
AUGUAUCCUCUUAUGUAUGUUGAUGACAUCAUUAUAACACGUAACGAUGUUGCCAUGGUCCAACACUUUGUGGACCUUGUUACCCAAUGGUCCUCUAUCAAAGACCUUAAGCCUCUUGCAUACUUCCCUGGUAUUGAAAUCUUCCACAGAAACAAAGAGCUUGCUCUUGAUUGGCAAACAAGGAGGAAGAUCAUCCUGGAUAUAGCAAAGGGUCUAUCCUAUCGUCACGAAGAAUGCAGACAGAAAAUCAUCCACUUAGAUAUUAAACCCCAAAACAUCCUUUUAGACGAAAGUUUCAAUGCAAAAGUUUCCGAUUUCGGACUGUCCAAGCUAAUGGACAGGGACCAAAGCCAAGUUGUUACAACCUUGAGAGGAACUCCAGGAUAUUUGGCUCAUGAAUGGCUGAGCUCCGCCAUCACAGAGAAAGUGGACGUCUACAGCUUUGGUAUUGUGACUUUGGAAAUUUUGUGUGGGCGAAGAAAUUUGGAUCACUCUCAGCCCGAGGAGGAUAAACAUUUGUUACGUCUUUUUAAGAAAAAGGCUGAGGAAGAUCAGAUGUUGGAUUUGGUUGAUAAGUACAGUGAGGACAUGCAGUUACAUGGAGCAGAAGCUGUGGAGAUGAUGAGGCUUGCUGCAUGGUAG